This is a messenger RNA of Plodia interpunctella (Indianmeal moth), 5289 nucleotides long. RefSeq names its product diacylglycerol lipase-beta-like. Gene Ontology annotation, cellular component: plasma membrane; cytoplasm. Lineage: Eukaryota; Metazoa; Arthropoda; Insecta; Lepidoptera; Pyralidae. Bases 593 to 2650 code for a protein of 685 amino acids. Gene Ontology annotation, molecular function: triacylglycerol lipase activity. The record is from RefSeq and is a predicted model, not a curated record. Gene Ontology annotation, biological process: arachidonate metabolic process; neurogenesis; diacylglycerol catabolic process. The transcript has 15 exons.
GAGACAUGAUUUGGCGGUAACCCUGCACGAGCUCGGGCGCCGUCGGCGGCCCUCGGUGGAAAUCAACAGUAGUCGGCGCCGGCAGCCCGCGCGGAGAGACGCCCGAUACGAUUUACUUCGACGAUGUUAUCGUAUGUGUCAAAAUCGCGCCGUUUAUUCCGCAUUUAUCGUAAACAAAUCAUAACCAAUUGACAGGAACACUCAUUGUUCAAUGAAACAGUUUCUCUUGGAGGCCAUUAGCAAUCGUAGAAUGCUCAAAUCUACGCAAUAAAUCUAUGUAACCGGCCGCAUUGAAUUAUAGAAGUUGCAAUAAUAAGGUUAGAACAUUUAAGUGUAUUUCGGAGUUCUGGAUUUUAGUGAAAGGAACAUUGUAAGAUUGUAGUGUUCGAGUGCUGGUUCGGUGGCUAACUGUGCUGUGUCUGGCGUGGUGUGACCGUUAGUGGAACGUCUGAGUGCAUCAGGUACUUGAGCGCGAGUGUACUCGCCGAGGCUGCUCAAUGACUGCUGUUAACGAAGCAUCCAAGUCAAGGCGUUUAGCUUCGUUUGAUUGCGCGUUCAUGAUUCCAUCGUUUUAAACUACCUACUUGCUAGGAUGCCGGCGCUCCGGCUGCUGGGCCGCAAGUGGCUGGCGGCCUCCGACGACCUCGUCUUUCCGAGCAUCUUCGAGCUGCUCUUCAGAUUCGUAUGGCUGGUCUUGAUUGCGUUGGUCGUGGAGGUGCUGUUCCCAGUAAGCUGGCAGUGCGAGACCGAGGGUUGGCACGGCGGUGCCUUUGUGCGGCUGUACUUGUGCGGUACCCUUGCAUUGCAGGCCAUACUACUGUUGCUUCUGGCAGCCCUGGCGCAGCAGUCCGCGAGAGGAACAAUUACUGACGUCGAUAAGAGGAAGUUCGUCUCACCGUUGCUUCUUCUCAAGGUGCUGCUUGUGUUGCCGGAAAUAGCGCUCAAUGUAAUGGGCACCAUGUGGAUGUUCUGUGACGUCAUCAAGUGCACCGUCAAGGAUAGUUUCUCUAGCAUAGUAAUUCAAAGUAUAGUCUUAUUCAAUUGGGUGCAGCUAGGGCUCACACUGCUGGGCCUGUUUAUGGUGUUCGACCCUCUGGGGUCAGUGCGGUACGGGGACAUGCAAGACACCCCUAACCAAGUCCGCCACCAUCGGAAGGUCACGGGCCUCUGGUCCAGGCGGUUCCGUUGGGCCUUCUGCUGGCUGAAGAAGGACGAGCACGGGAAGGAGGCGUUCCAACAGGUUGCUGCUCUGCUAAGUGCCCUGUUCCGGUCAACAGACCUAGUCCCAUCAGACGUGGUCGCCGGUUGCGUACUCCUCAGGGUCCGACAGAAGCGGGAAACUAGAGAAAUGCGCCGAAUACAGAUGCUCAACGACGAAGAGCCCAUUUACACCACAGACGUGAGCAAGAUAUUCUCAGAAACCCCCCCGUGGAUGAACUUGGAGGACGCUUUACACUAUCUGAGGUUGUCAAUAGCAGCGUACGGUUGGCCGUAUGUGCUGUACCGACAUUGCUUCACAGGCUUCUGCAAGUUAGCCCGCCAUCUUACUUGUUGCUGUUGCAGACCGAAGAACUCGAUUGUGACCGACGACAACUGCUGCAUGUGCAAUUUUGCCGGCGUCAAAUACAUGUCCAACUUGGCUGCGGAUGACAUCAUCUUUGCUUCGUUCAACAACCGGGUUUUUGAGCUUCCAUUCUGUGUGAUAGCGGACCACGACCGUGAGAGCAUAGUGGUGGCCGUGCGCGGCUCCAUAUCUCUGCGGGACAUCUUCACGGAUUUCACUGCCGGCUCAGAGAAGUUCGAAGCUGACGGAUUGCCAGAAAAUACGGCGGCGCAUAAAGGAAUGGCGAUGGGUGCUGCGAAAAUGCUCAAACGACUUCUACCAGUACUCGAUCGCGCUUUUCAGCAAUACUCCAACUAUGAUCUAAUAUUAACAGGUCACAGUCUUGGUGCUGGGGUUGCAGUGUUAGUGGCGUUAAAAUUAAGGCCAAGAUAUCCACAUUUGAAAGUAUUUGCAUUCUCAACACCAGCGGGACUAAUCAGCCGCGAGGCAGCUCGUUACACGGAGAGUUUCGUGCUCACUGUGGGAGUUGGAGACGACCUGGUGAUGAGGCUGAGCGUCCACAGCAUUGAGAACCUUCGGACCAAGGUCAUACAGACCAUACAUGCCACAAAAUUACCAAAGUACCGGAUAAUGUUGAACGGCUUUGGCUACGCCCUGUUCGGGGUUCCCGCCCGAGACCUGGAGUCCACCUGGCGCCGGCCCGAGGAGCUGGAGACGCAGCAGUCGGACGACUCCACGGAGACGCUGCUGGUGCAGAGCGUGUCCACCGUGAGUGCUGAGGCGGCGCUGGUGUCGCGCAACGUGUUCGCGCGCCGGUUCUCGUCUGCGCGCCUGUUCACGGCCGGCCGCAUCCUGCACAUCGUGCGCCGCAAACGCAUGGGAAUUGAGAAUAAUGAGGAAGAUGAUGAAAGAAAAGUAAGAACGCAAGAGCCGACAUUCGAAAUGAGAUGGGCGUGCGCUGAAGACUUCAUGGAAUUACAAGUGAUGCCGAGAAUGUUACUCGACCAUUUACCAGAAAAUGUACAUCGGACCAUACAAACUGUCAUAGACGAGAGACACACGUACAGAGUCACGCACGUUGUUUAGAAACAUAGAGUAGGUAGAACCAAUGGACUGGAAUUAAACUAUAUAGAAUUGACGAUUGAGUUACGGAAUUAAACCUUCCAUAAAGUAUUAAACCAAGUGGUAAAUAGCGCUCGACGAUGCAAAGAUCAUGAACUAACUAAGUAGGUUUAUGGAAAUUUUGCAAGUUUUGUCAAUGUGGUGUGCGACGGUGAUGAGUGCAUAGUGCAGCUGCUGCACUGCAACCUAACGGACUUACAAAUAAGUAGUGUCAUGAACAAAUUAGAAAUCUUGCCUAAAAGGUUCAGAUUUUUCAGACAUGUUGCAAUUUGUUAAAAGUACUUAUCUACCAUGUGCCAGUUUUUGUCCUGAAGAAAAACACGACUAAACUAACUAGGUAUAAGUAAAACGGGACAUCGCACACGCACUGACAACACAGCUAGGAAAUGGCCGUAAACAUUAUCUUUCAUUGUAAAGAUGACCAGUGUUGUGAUGAUUUUAUGAGUUUUUUAAGAUACACUUUAGAAUACCACAAGAAAAGACUCAGCCGAUCUGAAUACACAGCAUUUAUUUUUUAAGAUGUCUUUAUGAAAUUAGAAAAAGUAUGUGAAUAAAACUAUUUUUAUAAUAAGCAAACUUGUGACUAGGGGUAGAAAUACGGUUUAAUAUUUUUAUUAGGUACCUAUUAACUAAAAUUAACUGCAAUAGUCUUGACUCUAUCUGUCUCUACUGUGAUUUGUACCUAUGUCUGUUUGUGGGUUUACCACUCUAAAAUUUUGUUAAGGUAAUUUAGUCGAAAAUGUUCUUAGGCAUGAUUCAAUGCCAGGUUUUUUUAACAAUAAUGUGUCAUUCAAAUAUAUAUUUUUCAUGACAUACGACGGCAUCGUUCCUACAUCAAUCAAUCUAGUUACCUAACUGACAUAUAUUUAUUUUCCUGUACAUACCUAAAUUUCUGUAUUUCAACUAAUAUAUUAUUAAUUUACACUCUCAAAGCGGUAUCAACUAAGUUAAGAUAUUUAUAGUAAUAAAUGUGAGAAGACUGUGAUGAUGAUUUAGUAUGAAUUAAGUGACAAUUUUAUGUAAUACGUGGAGAGUGGAUUUAUAGAUUAAUUUAUUGUAUGUUACGCUAGAUAUCGACGAAUCAACCAAAAAAGACACAACACUCAUUACAUGUUUUGUUUAUAAUACACCAUCUUGAGUUAUAAGCUAAUUCUUCAAAUGUGGUCGUCCAGAUCAAAAGGGAACUUAUGGCGGCUAGCACUUAGGUCUUUAUUGCCGUGGUUCCAAUACAAAACAACGGCAUUAUAGACCUAAGGUCCCUUUUGCUUUGGACGAUCACAAAUUUGUAAGUAGGUACCCAGUUAAACCUCUCUCUUAUCUUGGUUACUUCUGUGGUUUGUGUCAAUGAUUCAUCGAUAUUUAUGUGUAUAUAGCGUACAUAGUUACAUAAUAAAAUGUUGUGUAAAUAUAAACUUAAAACAAGUUCUAAAGAAAGGAAGCUUUUUGUGUUUGUCCCUAUGUAGUAUACAUAUCAACUAUCAUAGUUUCUUAGUUAAUUUUUCGACUCAUAUGAUGAAAUUUUAAUAAAUGUACAACCACGCACCAGUAUAAUAUUUAAAAUAUUGUUAUUAUGUAUUAAAAUAACAAGUUAAACGUGUAAAUAUUUAACAUUUUUUUGCUCAACGGAUAUAGCAAUUUAAUUUUCUUUUAAAUUUAUUAUAAACAUCAUACCUAAGUCUAUAACUAAGUACAAUAAAUUAGACUAUAAAGUAUAUCAGUUGUAUAAGAGUCAAUUAGAUCAAUAUUGUAAAUUUCUGUAAAGCAAUUGAAUUAUAAUAUUAUGACGAUCACAACACUUGGGAACAUGGUACCUACCACGACUAACUUAGGUAUUCAUUAAAAAAAUAUAUUUUUAAGUCUGAAAUAACUAAAAGUGUUUUAUGCAGAAAUCAAUCAAUGUAGUAAAUAGAUACACGACAAUUUAAAAUUUGUUUGCUAAUUUUUUUCCCACAAAUUAAUAAACAAAAAAUAAUAUUGUUUUCUAAAAUAUCUACAAAUAAAUAGUGAAAAUAAUAAUAUUUUGCAAAUAACACAAAGAUUACAUGGUUGCGUUGUGUUGAGUCUCAUUUGAAUAACCCCUAAAAAUGCCAAAUAAUUAUAAGUACGUAAGUAGUUUCUUAACUAUAAUAAGUACUAAAUAAAUAUCUAUGCUUUAACUACUAGUGUACACAUGUUCUUCACAUCGAUAACCGUUUACUUAACUGUGAUUACAAAUGGUAGGUAAUAGUAAACUUACAAAAUAAUUAUUAUGAAACUGAAGUAUUUAUUUUAGCACGAAAAUUUUCUUUAUAUUUACUACUCCAAUCUAAUUCAUAUAGUUUUCUACCUAGAUUAAAAAAAUAUAUUCAUAAGGGAACAACAUAAAGUGGCUUUGGAAAACUACAUCGUUUUUGGAUACGUAUUUUCUUGACUGCAUUGUACAGAACAUUCCAAUUAUACCUAAGUUUGUAGAUGAUAUUUAUAUUUUAGGUUGGUUACUUUCUUUUUCUGUCCUUAAUGAAUAUUUCGUGUCAAAAAUAUUUUAUGAUUAGAUAAAAACAUUUAUUUAAAAACUUUUUGUUUUUAUUAUUUUAUUUGAUGUAUUCGGAAAAAGAAAAAAUAAA